Durusdinium trenchii is the source of this 1521-nucleotide messenger RNA. Lineage: Eukaryota; Dinophyceae; Suessiales; Symbiodiniaceae. The record is from the annotation of a GenBank genome assembly.
AUGUCAUGUUCUGCAUAUGUGAUCAGCAUUUCAUCUCAAGAGUCCGGGUGUGUUGCGCAAAGAACCUACAACAGGAAGAUGGCCGUGGAAGCAAAGGCAGAGGCUGUCGACCUGGAGACCGCUGUGAGCGAGGUCUCGACCACUGACUCCCUGGCGAAGAUGCAGCCAACGAAGCUCCAGCGCCAGAGCUCCUUCCGCCGGGGCGGCGUGAUUCCCACUGCAAUCUGCCUGAGCAAGGCCGCCAUCGGCGCUGGGGUGCUCUCGGUGUCGGUGCACGCGGCAGAGGUGGGGGCUCUCUACCAGCUGGCGUGCCUCAUGCUGGGUGGCAUGCUGACAGUGCUGAGUAUCCGGUGCAGAGGACAAUGGAGUACGGUAUUCUUGGUCCACAUCGACAAUCCUUAUCCGAAAGCUCUGAAGUGGAUGAUCUCAGUGGCAUCCAUUGAGACGAAGAAGUGGAGCUUCGAAGACGUUUGUGAAGAGCUCUUCCACCCGGUCAUGUCCAUCUUCACCGGCUUCAUGAACGCCUGCGUUUGCCUGGGCUCCGCUGCCGGAUACCUCAUCGUUUGUGGACAGGUCUUCGUGGUGAUUUUCCAGGCGGACAACGCCACCAGGAACCUCUUCGUGGUUUUGGUGGGGAUCUUCGUUUGCUGCCCGAUGGCUUUGGCUCGACAUGUGGGCUUCAUGCGGCACCUGGCGGCCUUGAGCGUCGGUGCCUUGAUCCUCCUCGUCAUCGUGGUGGCGUGGUACAUGGGUGACCGGGGCAUCGACGAGAGCGUCACAACGGAGAACUUUCUCCUGGGCCCAGGUGGAGCUACGUUUAUCACCUACAUGAACUCCAUCAACAACAUGAUCUUCGCCUACAACAACCAGUUCAACGUCCCGCAGCUCACUGGGGAGCUGACGCCCGAGCCCAGCCGCAAUGGCAUGACGAAGGUGGCGCUCUUGAGCACCUCCAUCAGCUUCCUCCUUUACGCCUCGGUCUCCAUCCUGGGCGUCCUGGCUUUUGGGGUGGCCGAGAACCAGAAGGACUCCUUGAUCUUGGACUUGAUGCCCGUGCGAAAGGAGAUCCACGUCCUGAUCUCGCUGAUUGCAGUGAUGUUCAGCGUCCUCACCUGCUUCCAAUUCCACAUCUAUCCCGUCCGGCAGUUCUUGGCGUAUCUGGUGCGCAAGGCCCGCGGUCGCAGCUCCGACGAUGAGAAGACAGACGUGGUCUACUUCGGACGUAGCUUGACGCGGUGGUACGACAUUUUCUGUGCCUUGGGCUCGGUCUGCCUGGUGGUCCUCAUCGCGGUGGUUAUUACCAGCCUCCGGGCCAUGCUGGACUUCAUCGGGGCCUUUGGUGCUGCCUACAUCAGUUUCAUGGUGCCUCCCAUGUGGAUCAUCGCGCUCCGGCGCAAGGAUGAGAAGAACUUCUCCUGGUUCAGCCGGGAGAUCCUCUUUAGUGUUUCCUUCUUGGCUUUGGGCCUCUUCCUCUUCGUCUUCGGCACCUACUCGGCCAUCCUGCCAAUCCUUGGGCUCUGA